AUGUCUGUCAUACCCUCCACCAAGCGCGCUGUCCGUAUCAUCGCGCUGCCGCUCGCAACGCCUUCUGCGCGGAAGAGCCACGGGGUUGUCGAGCAUCUCACCUAUUAUCACUUCGUAACCCCGCCCCCCAUGGAAGGCAAGACUCGUAACUGGGCAGCAUGGGUGCAGAACAAGGCUGCGGACCUCUGGGCAGGAUUGGGCAAGGCACCGGAGGGGAACUGGAGACGUAAAUCCUUUUUGUAUGGCGAACGGCUUGUAGACCACCUCGACUUUGAGGAGCUGGCGCUGAAGUCGUUUGACACCUCGCUCGGUCCGAAGCUCCUACACGUUGGAGGGAAGGAUACGAUCAAGCCCACCGACAAUCCUACGAUUCCACUCAUUUACCCUUCGUCCGCAUGCGAGUCCCCAAUCCCGCACCUGCGUGCCCUUCUGGAGAAGCGGACACCGCGCCAUAAGAAAGGCGCCAUCGUCUGGCUCGCAGUUUCCCCUCUGACGGCGCCGUUCAUGCUCAUCCCGAUCAUCCCCAACUUCCCAUUCUUCUUCUGUGCGUGGCGAGCAUGGUCACACUACCGCGCCUUCAAGGCGUCGCAGUACCUGGAGUCGUUCGUCGAGCGGGGCGCGGUCCUCCCGCAGCCCUCAUCCGAGCUCGACGCCCUCUACGCAGAGUACGCGCCCGUACAACCAGACCCUGAGGCGCCAGAGACGCCGCAUCCUGGGUCAUCGUACCCGCCGGGGAACACGCCAAUGUCCGCCGCAGAGACGCAGAAGAGCUGUCCUGGGGCAGCGGAGACAGGUCGUCCGCAUCUCCUCCUGACGCGUGCGGCGGUGCCUGCACUGGAGAAGUUCCUGGGUUUGCCUUCUGGCGGAAGCUUUGCGUCGGACGUGUACCGGGCACUGGAGCAGGCGCGGUUGCGGCUGGAGAGGGAGGGCAGGUAA
Messenger RNA from Fomitopsis serialis, 936 nucleotides. RefSeq names its product mitochondrial K+-H+ exchange-related-domain-containing protein. Gene Ontology annotation, biological process: potassium ion transport; proton transmembrane transport. The record is from RefSeq and is a predicted model, not a curated record. Gene Ontology annotation, cellular component: mitochondrial inner membrane. The transcript is spliced from 5 exons. The coding region runs from base 1 to 936 and encodes 311 amino acids. NCBI's taxonomy places the organism in Eukaryota, Fungi, Basidiomycota, Agaricomycetes, Polyporales, Fomitopsidaceae.